GAUGCUUUGCAUGUGGAAUGGAAAAUGGAUUCCGAGUUUAUAAUGCAGAUCCACUCAAAGAAAAAGAGAAACAAGAGUUUCUAGAAGGUGGUGUUGGCCAUGUCGAAAUGUUGUUUCGUUGCAACUAUUUAGCACUAGUAGGUGGAGGGAAAAAGCCAAAGUACCCACCUAACAAAGUAAUGAUCUGGGAUGACCUGAAGAAGAAGACCGUCAUUGAGAUAGAGUUUUCUACAGAAGUCAAAGCAGUUAAGCUGCGAAGAGAUAGAAUUGUGGUAGUCUUGGACUCGAUGAUUAAAGUUUUCACAUUCACACACAAUCCCCACCAGUUGCACGUCUUUGAAACCUGCUACAACCCUAAAGGUCUGUGUGUCCUUUGUCCAAAUAGUAAUAAUUCUCUUCUUGCAUUUCCUGGAACACAUACUGGGCAUGUGCAGAUAGUGGAUCUCGCUAAUACAGAAAAGCCUCCUGUCGACAUACCGGCUCAUGAAGGAGUCUUGAGCUGUAUAGCGUUAAACCUGCAGGGAACAAGAAUCGCAACAGCAUCAGAAAAAGGGACCCUCAUAAGAAUAUUUGAUACUUCAUCAGGGCAUUUAAUCCAGGAACUACGAAGAGGAUCACAGGCAGCCAAUAUAUACUGUAUUAACUUCAAUCAAGAUGCUUCCCUAAUCUGCGUAUCCAGCGACCACGGCACAGUACAUAUUUUUGCUGCAGAAGACCCUAAAAGAAAUAAGCAGUCAAGUUUGGCCUCUGCCACCUUUCUCCCCAAAUACUUCAGUUCCAAAUGGAGUUUUUCCAAAUUUCAGGUUCCCUCAGGCUCUCCGUGCAUUUGUGCCUUUGGAACAGAGCCAAACGCUGUCAUAGGUAAGUACUGGAGGCUUCCCCAGGUUCUGUCUGGAGAACGAGGUUUUGCACUACACUGGCUUUGAGCUGGAGGGA
Messenger RNA from Fulmarus glacialis (Northern fulmar), 936 nucleotides. RefSeq names its product WD repeat domain 45B (gene WDR45B). Lineage: Eukaryota; Metazoa; Chordata; Aves; Procellariiformes; Procellariidae. Gene Ontology annotation, cellular component: cytosol; phagophore assembly site membrane; extrinsic component of membrane. Gene Ontology annotation, molecular function: protein binding; phosphatidylinositol-3-phosphate binding; phosphatidylinositol-3,5-bisphosphate binding. The transcript is spliced from 8 exons. The record is from RefSeq and is a predicted model, not a curated record. The coding region runs from base 18 to 926 and encodes 302 amino acids. Gene Ontology annotation, biological process: protein lipidation; nucleophagy; protein localization to phagophore assembly site.